Oncorhynchus kisutch (coho salmon) is the source of this 7967-nucleotide messenger RNA. RefSeq names its product high density lipoprotein binding protein b (gene hdlbpb). The record is from RefSeq and is a predicted model, not a curated record. The transcript has 28 exons. Gene Ontology annotation, molecular function: mRNA binding. The coding region runs from base 344 to 4144 and encodes 1266 amino acids. NCBI's taxonomy places the organism in Eukaryota, Metazoa, Chordata, Actinopteri, Salmoniformes, Salmonidae.
GCUUAUAAUGUUAGGAUAAGGUUUAGGGCAAGGGUAACGAUAAGGGUUAGGGCAAUGAUAGGGGCAAGGGUACGGUUAGGGUUAGGGUAAGGACGUCCCAAUGAUUCCAUAUAGCACUAAACGUACGUGGAAACCCCUCCGCCGCUAGGGAAACGCUUUCAGACCAAUCAGUGGUUGAAUGUGUGAGGGAGCGUGUGUUUACAUCACCCGUCAAAUUGAAGAGCAUUUAAAUUUCGUCUUACAAGGACCAAACCCGCAGACUUGCACUGAAGCGAUUACGGUAGCCACCAACAGGACGGACUCUCUGGUAACCGACCUUUUGCAGUGGAAUAACUCUUGAACCAUGAGCUCUGUGGCUGUGUUGACCCCGGAGAGCUUUGCCGAGCACCUCAGCGGAAUCAAAGACCAGGAGAUGACAGGCGGUGUACCCGAGGAUGAGGCCUAUAUCCCCACCUACCUGGAGGCCUUCCCUCCGCUCCCGGAGAAUAAGGGAGCUCCGGGGGACAAGUCUGGAGAGCCUGCCGGGCCGUGGGGCUCCAAGAUCAGACCCAUCAAAGCCUCUGUCAUCACCCAGGUGUUCAACGUGCCCCUGGAGGAGCGGCGCUACAAGGACAACAGCCAGUUUGGUGACGGGGGCGAGGAGGCCAAGGUGUGCCUGGACAUCAUGCAGAGGACGGGGGCUCACAUCGAGCUGUCGCUGGCCAAGGACCAGGGCCUCUCCAUCAUGGUCACUGGGAAACUGGACUCUGUCAUGAAGGCCCGUAAGGAGAUCGUGUCUCGGCUGCAGACACAGGCUUCGGCCACGGUGGCCAUCCCCAAGGAGCACCACCGGUUUGUGAUCGGUAAGAACGGUGAGAAACUCCAGGAGCUGGAGCUGAAAACGGCCACGAAGAUCGCCAUCCCCCGACCUGACGACCCCAGCCUCAACAUCAGAAUCACAGGCACCAAGGAGGGCAUCGAGAAGGCUCGUCACGAGAUACUGCUGAUAUCAGCCGAACAGGACAAGCGAGCAGUGGAGCGUCUCUCCCUGGAGAAGGUGUUCCACCCGUUCAUCGCUGGGGCCUACAACCGUCUGGUCCAGGAACUGUGUCAAGAGACGGGGGCCCGCGUCAGCAUCCCCCCGCCCAGCCUGCACAAGGACGAGAUCGUCAUCACCGGGGAGAAGGAGUCUGUCGCCCUCGCCAUCAGCCGCAUACGGGCCAUCUACGACGAGAAGAAGAGAAAGACCACCACCAUCUCAGUGGAGGUGAAGAAGUCGCAGCACAAGUACAUUGUGGGGCCUAAAGGCAACAGCCUGCAUGAGAUCAUGGAGACCACCGGGGUUUCUGUGGAGAUGCCCCCGCUGGACUCCUGCUCGGAGACCAUCAUCCUGAGGGGCGAGCCGGACAAGCUGGGCCCUGCACUCACACAGGUCUACGCCAAGGCCAAGAGUGUGAUGGUGGUGGAGGUGACGGCCCCGGCCUGGCUCCAUCGCUUCAUCAUCGGAAAGAAGGGACAGAACAUCGGACGCAUCACACAGCAGCUACCCAAGGUUCACAUUGAGUUCACAGACGGCGAGGAGCGGAUAUCCCUGGAGGGCCCCACGGAGGAGGUGGAGCAGGCCCAGGUUCAGAUACAAGACAUGAUCAGAGACCUGCUGGUGAGGAUGGACUACACUGAUGUCAACAUAGACCAGCGUUUUCACAGACACCUUAUCGGCAAGAACGGAGCCAACAUUAACCGGAUUAAAGAGCAGUACAAGGUGUCGGUGUGGAUCCCACAGGAGCCGGAUCGAAGCGGCCUGGUCCGGAUCGAGGGUGACCCCAAGGGGGUGCAGCUGGCACGCAGGGAGCUGAUGGAAAUGGCACAGAGGAUGGAGAACGAGCGUACCAAAGACUUGAUUGUCGAGCAGAAGUUCCACCGCGCCAUCAUCGGCCAGAAAGGGGAGAAGAUCAAAGAGGUCCGGGAUAAGUUCCCAGAGGUCAUGAUCAAUUUCCCAGACCCGGCUCAGAAGAGUGACAUUGUGCAGCUGAGAGGGCCCAAGAACGAGGUGGAGAAGUGUGCCAAGUUUCUGGCAAAACUCAUCGCAGACCUGAUGGAGAACAGCUUCUCCCUCUCCAUCCCCAUCUUCAAACAGUUCCACAAAAACAUCAUCGGCAAAGGAGGCGCCAACAUCAAAAAGAUCCGUGAGGAGACCACCACUAAGAUUGACCUGCCCACAGAGAACAGUAACAGUGAGAUGAUAGUGAUCACUGGGAGGAAGAACCACUGUGAAGCAGCCAGAGACAGGAUCCUAGCCAUCCAGAGAGAACUGGCCAACAUCAAGGAGUCAGAUGUGACCAUCCCGGCCAAGCUCCACAACUCUCUGAUAGGCUCUAAGGGCUGCCUGGUGCGGGCCGUCAUGGAGGACUGUGGCGGGGUGCACAUCCACUUCCCCUCCGAGGGCUCCGGGUCAGACAGGGUGACCGUCAGAGGGCCCGCCGGGGAGGUGGAGAGGGCCAAGAGACAGCUACUACAACUGGCUGAAGAGAAGCAAGUGAACAACUUCACGGCGGAGCUGCAGGCCAAGCCGGAGUACCACAAGUUCCUGAUUGGAAAGGGCGGGGUGAACAUCCGUGGUGUGCGGGACAGGACGGGCGCCCGCAUCAUCUUCCCGUCUCCCGACGAGCCGGAGCAGGAGCUCAUCACCAUCAUAGGCAGGGAGGAGGCUGUCAGACUGGCCCAGAAAGAACUGGAGACACUCGUCAAAAACCUGGACGACGUGGUGGAGGACAGCAUGGUUGUGGAGACGCGGCACCACCGGUACUUUGUCUGCCGGCGAGGCCAGGUGUUGAGGGAGCUGGCGGAGGAAUACGGCGGCGUGGCGGUCAGCUUCCCCCGCACCGGGACUCACAGCGACCGCAUCACACUGAAGGGGGCCAAGGACUGUGUGGAGGCAGCCAAACGAAGAAUCCAGGAGAUCAUAGAGGAUCUGGAGGCCCAGGUGAGUGUUGAGGUGGCGGUCCCCCAGCGGUACCACAGGGCUGUGAUGGGGCCUAAAGGCGUCAGGAUCCAGCAGAUCACCAGAGAUUACGAGGUGCAGGUCAAGUUCCCGGAGAGAGACGACAACAACACAGCAGGACAGGAGCCCCCUCAGGAGAACGGUGACGCCAGUCCGGAGGCGGAGUUUGUCCUUCGCAAGUGUGACGUCAUCACCAUCUCAGGGAGGACGGAGAAGUGUGAGCUGGCAAAGAUCGCCCUACUGGCUCUGGUCCCCGUCACGGAGGAUGUUGAGGUGUCCUUUGAGCUACACCGUUACAUCAUUGGUCAGAAGGGCAGUGGCAUCAGGAAGAUGAUGGAGGAGUAUGAGGUGAACAUCUGGGUACCCCAGCCGGAGCAGCAGUCGGAUGUGAUCAAGGUGACAGGUCAGGUGGCCAACGUAGAGCGAGCCAAGUCAGGCCUGCUGGAGAGAGUCAAAGAACUACAGGCUGAACAGGAGGACAGGGCCUUGAGGAGCUUCAAGGUCUCCAUCUCAGUAGAUCCUAAGUUCCACCCCAAGAUCAUUGGCCGGAAGGGAGCGGUCAUCUCUCAGAUCCGCAAAGACCACGACGUCAACGUCCAGUUCCCAGAUAAAGGGGACGAACUGCAGGAUGUGAUAGUGAUCUCUGGGUAUGAGCGUAACACAGAAGAGGCGCGGUCAGCCAUCGAGCUGCUGGUGUCAACGCUGCAGGAGAUGGUCAGCCACGACGUGCACCUGGACCCCCGCACACACGCACGCAUCAUCGGGGCCCGCGGCAAGGCCGUUCGCAAGACCAUGGAAGAGUUCAAGGUGGACAUCCGGUUUCCCCAGCCGGGUUCAGAGGACCCUGGCAGGGUGACAGUGACUGGACUACCAGAGAGUGUGGACAACGCCGUCGACCACCUCCUCAAUCUGGAGGAGGAAUAUAUGUUGAGUGUGACAGAGACCGAGACGAUGGCUGCCUACAUGAAGCCCCCGUCCCGCUAUGGAGGGGGGGAGGGAGUUGGGGGUGGCGACAUCAGCGGGGGGGCAGCAAAGGGCUUUGUGGUGCGUGACGCCCCCUGGAACGACAAGGCUCCUGAUAUGAGUAAUGCUGAGGACUUCCCCACCUUCGGCGCAGGCCUGGCCCCAAAACAGACCUCCGCCUGGGGCCCCAAGAAGUUUUGAGACAUCUGGGAAAACAAGAGAGAGGAGAGGGAGAGAACAAACACUGGACAAAUCGCUACUCGCCUUCGCCUCCUCCCCCCUUUUCAUUUUUUUGCUCUUUCACAGCUGUUACCCUCAACCAGCAACCCAGGAAGGCCAGAGGAAAAAAGAGCACGUCCUCAUCUCUUCUCCAUCUCUCCUCUAUCCCCUUCUCUCCUCUAUCCCCUUCUCUCCAUCUCUCUUCCAUCUCCCUCUCCCCAUCUCUUCCAUCUCCCUCUCCCCAUCUCUUCUCCAUCUCUCCUCUAUCCCCCUCUAUCCCCUUCUCUCCAUCUCUCCUCUAUCCCCUUCUUUCCUCUAUCCCCUUCUCUCCAUCUCUCCUCUAUCCCCUUCUCUCCAUCUCUCCUCUAUCCCCUUCUCUCCUCUAUCCCCUUCUCUCCAUCUCUCCUCUAUCCCCUUCUCUCCUCUAUCCCCUUCUCUCCAUCUCUCCUCUAUCCCCUUCUUUCCUCUAUCCCCUUCUCUCCAUCUCUCCUCUAUCCCCUUCUCUCCAUCUCUCCUCUAUCCCCUUCUCUCCUCUAUCCCCUCCUCUCCAUCUCUCCUCUAUCCCCUUCUCUCCUCUAUCCCCUUCUCUCCAUCUCUCCUCUAUCCCCUCCUCUCCAUCUCUCUUCUAUCCCCUCCUCUCCAUCUCUCUUCCAUCCCCUCCUCUCCAUCUCUCCUCUAUCCCCUCCUCUCCAUCUCUCUUCUAUCCCCUUCUCUCCAUCUCUCUUCUAUCCCCUUCUCUCCAUCUCUCCUCUAUCCCCUCCUCUCCAUCUCUCCUCUAUCCCCUUCUCUCCAUCUCUCCUCUAUCCCCUUCUCUCCUCUAUCCCCUCCUCUCCAUCUCUCCUCUAUCCCCUUCUCUCCUCUAUCCCCUCCUCUCCAUCUCUCCUCCAUCCCCUCCUCUCCAUCUCUCUUCCAUCCCCCUCGCCUCCAUUGGAGGAAAGACGUUCCCUCUCUUGUUUUCUUGCUUUGUCUUUGCCUCUCCACGUCACUUCAACAUCGCUGGAGUUGUCGUUGCAUUUUAAAGGACUUGUUUUAGUCAGUGGACCCCACUGCCAAACCCCAAACCGACAGCCCAGGCAUCUUGUAACGGUCCUUUGAACCAACUUAACCCAGCAAGUAGUGAAACUGGAGAGCACCAGCCAACCAACAGCCCUCUUUACAAGACAAGAGGGAUGUGGAGGAUUUUAGGUUCACAUGGUGGCAGAACUAAACCACGAGUUGUAGAGCGAACACUGCUUAAGUUUUGCGGUUUUGAUGAUGAAAGGAGAUUUUAAUGUUCUACUGUGCGAGCAGAGUUUUUAAACGACGUACUCCUACGAUGUUUUACGGUGUUUGUUUUUUUACCUGAGUCUGUUACUAGCUGAUCCAAGUCCAUUAUUACUGAAACUCAUCAGAGUUAGCUUCCAUAGUUUUUUUCAUGGUGAGUCAUCUUUUGAGUCUUAACUGUGUGUGUCCUGUGAGGUCUGUGUACUGCAGGUUGUUUAUUUAAGCAACAAGGCACAAGGGGGUGGGGUAUAUGGCCAGUAUACCGCGGCUAAGGGCUGUUCUUAGGCACGACGCAACGUGGACUGCCUGGAUACAGCCCUUAGCCGUGGUAAAUUGGCCAUAUACCACAAACUCCUGAGUUGCCUUAGUGCUAUUAUAAACUGGUUACCAACAUACUUAGAGCAGUAACAAUAAAUGUUUUGUCAUACCCGUGGUAUACGGUCAGAUAUACCACGGCUGUCAGCCAAUCAGCAUUCAGGGCUCGAACUACCCUGUUUAUAAUUCUUGUUAUUUAUGUUUUUGUUUAUUUAUAACCCGUUUUAUUUAUUGACAUUUCUGUGAUCUGGCGUUUUCAUAAAGCACAUAGCAGAAGUGGAAUGUGUGUAUGUGGGAGGGAGGGAGACCAUUUGGUUAUGUACUAGUAUGUUGUUGUGGAUAAUUUAUGAAGUUGUUUCUAUUUUAUUUUUCUUCCUCACUUCAUUUGAAAGACUAAUCUUUUACUCCCUCUUACCAGUAACUUUCUUUUGUAUUUGUCUUAAUUCCAGCUCCGUCGCUCUCCUUUCCCUUUCUAUGCCCGACCCCUCCGUUCAGCCACCUUGUGUAGUUUGACUCCAUCCAUUUGAAAAAUAAUAUUAUAUUUAAUCUCCCCCAAAUACUUGUGCACUCGCAAGUAGUAGCUCAACUUGUGUAUCAGUGGAGGCUGCUGAGGGGAGGACGACGACUCAUCAUAACGGCUGGAACGGCGCACAUGGAACGGUACCAGACGCAUGGGAAUGUGUUUGAUGUAUUUGAUACCAUUCCGCUUCAGCCAUCACCACGAGCCCGUCCUCCCCAAUUAAGGUGCCACCAACCUCCUGUGUUGUGUAUUGCUGGGAGAAUAGGACUCCAAAGCUCUGCUGAAUCAAAACGUUGCACUUAUUUAUAUCAUUUGUAGCACAAACAGUUUUUACUUGUCUAUUUAUUUGACCACCCACUGGCCCUUCCCUCAUUCCGCGACCGAGUUGGGGUGGUGUUAUUGAUCAGGAUGACUUUCGUUCCAUUGAGGCCCCUUUUGCUCUACUGUAGUUAGAAACUGACCGAGGAUCAGAUAUCCAUGCAUAACAAACUCGCCCAUUGUACCUACUUGGAAUGAGAACUUGUAGUUCCAGAAGUGAGUCGGUUUUAACUUCCAUGUGCCUGUUGUCGCCGUACAAAUAGAUUGACUAGGAUGGGGGGGGGGGGGGGGGGGGGGGGGGGGGGGGGGGGGGGGAGCCCCUCAGACCAUGUUGGCUUGAAUGGGAAUUACCGUUCUAGUUAUUGUAUUUCUGUGUCGUCUCCUGUAUGCUGAUGUGAAGGACAGGAGGACUGGUGCAGAACAGCCUGUAGAUUUGCUUUAUUUCCCUCCGAGGAUGGACUAGUUAACAAACGACAGACAAUACAACCCAACUGGAAGAAUAGAUUGUUUUUACGUGUACACGGAGGUGUACAAAACCAUUAGGAACACCUCCCUAAUAUUGAGUUGCACCCACUUUUGCCCUCAGAACAGCCUCAAUUCGUUGGGGCGUAGACUCUACAAGGUGCCGAAAGCAUUCCACAGGGAUGAUGGCCCAUGUUGACUCCAAUGCUUCCCACAGUUCUGUCAAGUUGGCUCGAUGUCCUUUGGGUGGUGGGCCAUUACUUGAUACACACAGGAAACUGUUGAGUGUGAAAAACCCAACAGUGUUGCAGUUCUUGACACACUCAAACUGGUGCGCCUGUCACCUACCAUCCCCCGUUCAACGGCACUUAAAUAUUUUGUCUUGCCCAUUCACCCUCUGAAUGGCACACACACAAUGUUGAUCUCAAAGCUUAAAAAACAUUUUUUGGCCUGUCUCCUCCCCUUCCUCUACACUGAUUGAAGUGGAUUUAACAAGUGACAUCAAUAAGGGAUCAUAGCCUUCACCUGGUCAGUCUGUCAUGGGAAGAGGUGUUCCUCAUGUUUUGUACACUAAGUUUGUACUGUAAAUGUGUCACCAGUUUAAGCUUUGUGGGAAAGCAACUCAUUUCUGUUGCACUCCUUUGUGUUUAACCUUUGAACUUUCACCACACUGUCACUGGAUCGCUGAGGUCAGACAUUUUAUAUUGACAUUACAAAUGUGGGUAGGUGUGUCACUACCCGUCGGCAAGGCAAUGGAGCCGGAGUCUGCCUGCGUUUUUUUUUUGGGGGGGGGGGGUCUGAAUUUAUUGGCCUUAAGAAAUAAUUCUUAGGAAUAAUUUAGAAAGUGUGAGUAAAUAUGCAACACUGCAGUAUGUCAGUGACUGGAUUUUUUUUCCUACUCUGAAUAAAAUUUUAAAACUAAAAACA